Nerophis lumbriciformis (worm pipefish) is the source of this 2587-nucleotide messenger RNA. RefSeq lists its product as uncharacterized. The record is from RefSeq and is a predicted model, not a curated record. Gene Ontology annotation, biological process: lipoprotein metabolic process; lipid transport. Gene Ontology annotation, cellular component: extracellular region; membrane. Gene Ontology annotation, molecular function: lipid binding. Lineage: Eukaryota; Metazoa; Chordata; Actinopteri; Syngnathiformes; Syngnathidae.
UUUGUGUGUGCGCGUGCAUUGCAAUAUACCUGUGUGUGUUUAGACUGCCAUGUUUUCCCUGCAGGAGAGCGACGGCCUGUUGGAUUGGUGGAACAAUGUAGAAGGCUGGUCCACAUGGAACGAGACCGCCAAUUUCCAAGAGGACGAGGAGCAGAUAGCGAUGGAGGAGGCAGCUGACCGCGUCUACAUGGGCGCACGUCUGUUUGUGCACCUCUUCAACCAGCGGGGGGCUUCCUUGCAGAAAUCCAUUCUUGAGCUUUUGGCCGUGGCCGACGGCGCUGACCAAUUCCACAAGAAGACAGUGUCAGUCGCGGUGGGAGGAGGCGUGGCCAGCGUGGCCGGCAGCUUGGCCACCAUCACGGGCCUCAUCCUGGCGCCGUUCACCUUCGGCGCCUCCAUCAUCGUCACGGCGGUAGGCAUCGGCGUGGCCACUGCGGGCAGCAUCACAUCGGCGACGGCCAACAUCACGGACGCGGUCCACUCCAAUAUGGACCGCAAGAAGAUAGAGAAGAUGAUCCAGGCCUACCAGGAGAAAAUUAAGGACAUCCGGGAAUGUUUGGAGUUUGUGCAGGCGGGUAUGGACACGCUGCAGGAGUGGGACUUUGAGAAGUACUGCGAGAGCGCCACUAAGAAGGCACUGAACCACAACAUCAAGCAUGUGAUGAAGGAGGGCGGCCGGGCCGGUAAAGCCCUCAUGAUCAACACGGACAAGCUCAUCAGCACCGUGCAGGUCUUGGGUGCGGCGGGUGGCGCUGCCAAAGCCGUGCAGGCUGUCAGCGUCACCACGGGGGUGAUGUCGGCGCUCUUCCUGCUGCUCGACGUCUUCUUCCUUGCCAAGGAUUCCCACGAGCUCCACAAAGGUGCCAAAACCAAAUUUGCCACCAAAAUCAGAGAAGUGUGCAAAGAGCUGCAGGACGGCCUCCUGGAGCUGAACAAGGUCAAGACGCAACUGCAGAAGACCAUGGAUGGCAUCGAGGUGGAGGAGUACGAGGCGAUUGAGGAGGUGGAGGUAGAAGUGGAUGACGACCUAGAGUCGGAUCCCAAUAAGAUGGCAGAGCUGGACCAGGAGUUGGACCUUAUGGAGGAGAAACUGGACAAGAAGAUUGAGGAGGAGAAGAGGAUUAAAGAUGAGGAAACGCGAAGCAUCAAGGUAAAGGAGGAGGAAAAAGAGGAGGAGUCAGGAGAAAAGAAGAAGAAGGAGGGGACAAAGAAGAAGGACAAAGAGGCCGAGAACCGAGUCGCAGCUUGGAAAGAGAAACGGGAACAAGACGAAACAAGUUUGCGUAAAAAGGCUGUUGAGAAAACAAAAGAGAGCGACGAACCUCCCAGCAAGACUGGAGAUUCUAAAAGGAGCAACAAUCCAGAAAAGGAACGCGGCCACAGAGAAGACGGAGGAAUGACUUGGAAUCCAACAGGACGAGCAGACAGCGGGAGCACGAGGACGCAUGGGAGCGAGUCUGCCGAUCUGGAGCGAGGACCUGCCAAAAACGAAAGCGACUCGAAGGACGGUCGAAAGAAACCGUUUUGGGAGAAGGGACUCAAAGACUGGAAGAAGGAAAAGACAGGAAGCAGAGACGAUACCGGAGGAAGCAAAGAGAGAAGGGACUCUUCGGAGCGGGAACCGGCGGAGCAGCAGGUGGCGACGAGGGAAGAGCAGGGGAAAAGCCAAGUUAGGAGGGAGUCGCAUCGGGAGUCGCAUCGGGAGUCGCUUAGGGAGUCGCUUAGGGAGUCGCUUCGGGAGUCGCUUUGGAGCCACGAAAGCAGCCAGAGGGAGAACGCGGAGGAGAGGACAUCUGACAACCACAAGAGUCACCACCAAAGAGCGGAGGAGAGCGCUGAGGAAAGACAAGGAACCCGAAUCGAAAGCACCCGCAAGAAGUUUGAGAGAGAGAAGGAGGAGGAGCACAAAGAGAGAGGAGAGAGGAGAGGAAGCGACCGAGAGAGGAGAGGAAGCGACCGAGAGAGGAGAGGAAGCGACCGAGAGAGGAGAGGAAGCGACCGCGAGAGGAGAGGAAGCGAUCGUGAACAAAGUCGCCGGGAGUCUCGCCAUCUUUCCAGUAAGCUGCUUGAUGAUGGACUCUACAUUUAGGUUUGAAGCCGUUUACACUGCGGAUCCUGUUCUCAUUAGCAUUUAGUUGCAAUUUAGACAAAAAGUCACACACUGAUUAGUAGAGAACUCACAUUUUAGCUCAGCCUUUUUAUGUGCCCUUGUUGUUUGUCCCAACUUUUGACUUUUUGGCGGGGAUACACUUUUUUUUUACUGAAUUCUAAUGUGAACUCACCAGAUUGCAAAUGUUCAGGAGACCACUCAUUUUUAUAUUUUAGUGCAAUAUAUGAACUCCUGAGUCCUAAAUCCUCAAACACAAAUAAUCUUGUGAGCACAACAAUCCCUAAGAGGCGUUAUUUUGCAUUACAACACUUGUGCUUUUAUACAAAUGCUAAAACAUGCCAGUGUGGGAACUUCAACUGUGCAUCUUGUUGUGUGUGUGUGUGUGUGUGUGUGUGUGUGUGUGUGUGUGUGUGUGUGUGUGUGUGUGUGUGUGUGUGUGUGUGUGUGUGUGUGUGUGUGUGUGUGUGUGUGUGUGUG